Fundulus heteroclitus (mummichog) is the source of this 7339-nucleotide messenger RNA. Its product is annotated as coiled-coil domain-containing protein 136. NCBI's taxonomy places the organism in Eukaryota, Metazoa, Chordata, Actinopteri, Cyprinodontiformes, Fundulidae. The record is from RefSeq and is a predicted model, not a curated record. The transcript is spliced from 9 exons. Gene Ontology annotation, cellular component: acrosomal membrane. Gene Ontology annotation, biological process: acrosome assembly; single fertilization. Bases 579 to 1838 code for a protein of 419 amino acids.
UUUCUGUUGCAUAGCAACUGCUGCAGACUGAGGAGGCUGGGAAGGUCAGGGAGCGUUUCUGGCUUCUGAUGCUGCGCCGGCGUCACCAGAUGAGCUCUAAUAUUUGCUUUUUGCUCUCUACAUGUUUAAAACCCUUCAUAUUCUCUUCUGGUUCCUUGGCAGGUUUCCCACUCAAAGUGUUUCUGCUCAAAAUGCAAACAUUCUGUCCUGGUUGGUGGAUGUGAGGAUGAAGAGCAGGGCAGGAAACGGUUAAAUAAAUCCCACCCUGAUGGUUCAUUCUGUAUUCCCAUCAUGACCUGCGUGUGUUUGAAGCUUGCAGUGACGUCACUCAGCAUCACAGGGUGAGUGGAGCGCAUGCUGAGGAGGAAAUCUAGGACAAGAAGAGCAGGAAGAGGAGGUGUGCAGCAGCAGAUAGCAGCAGAAAGCAGCAGCUCUGCAUCAGUUAUCUCUGGGCUCCUGCAGGAUGAAGGAGCUGCUGCAGCUCUCUCAGUCUGCAGCGUGACCGGGCUUCCUGAGCUCCAGCCGUCCCCUCCGACUCGCCGCAGCAUCCGCAGCAGCUCCUCCAUACCAUCAGUACCAUGGAUGGAUUCCGGCUGCCGCCCGUCAUCGAGGAGGUGCUCGACCCCUCUGACGAGCUGUGUGAGCUGAAGGAGCACAAACCCAUCAUGUUGGCCGAUACUCUGACAGCCAAGGAGCGGCAGUCCAUGGAGGAGAAGGAGGAGCCUGAGCCGGAAGAAGAUGGAGAGAAGGGGGAGCAUGAGGUGAAGGAGAGGGAGUCUGAAGAUGAAGAUCAGGGAGAAGUGCUGGGUGAAGAGGAGGAGCUGGAGGAGCUGAGAGCUCAGGUGCUGCAGCUGCUCCUGGAGCUGGAGGAGACACGAGAGCUUUCUCAGAGGCACGAGGAGAGCUUCAUGGAGCUGCAGGGUCUGUUAGAGGAGGAGCGGCUGGCGAGCGCACAUCAGGCCGAGAGCUUCACCCGGCAGAUCCAGAGGCUGCAAGCUCAGCUCCGCUCUGUCCAGGAGGAGAUGAACAGCCUGGAGGAGGAAAAGGAGAGCGAGCUGGAGGAGGUUCAGCAUGAGCUGCGCGUAGCUCAGGAGGAGGUGUUGGUGCUGCAGCAGGCGGCUGAGGAGUCCGCAGCAGAGAGGGAGAACGACAUCGCCUCCCUGCAGGAGGAGCUGUGUCGGCUCAGGGUGGAGCUGCAGCGUCUGCAAGCCACCACGGCUGAGUACGAGCUGGAGAUCACCACUCUGAGGGCUGAGAUGAGCAUGAAGAGCUUCAGCGUGGCCACGGCAGGUGAUGCGACGCAGCUGCAGGAAGAGUUCAUCUCUCUGACAGAUGAGCGUCAGACUCUGAGCUGCAGCAACAACGAGCUGAGCAGCAAACUGGGCGGACUGCAGCAGACACCAGACAUGUGUGAUGCCACUUACCUGCAAGUCAGAGCUGAGGGUGAAGCUGAAGAGAAGGAGCUGCCAGAUGCAGACUCUUACAUCUCUCUGUCCCAGUCUGGACCCAGGCUGCCAGAGCCGGACUGCUCAGUGGUCCAGGAUGAGAUCAGGACCCUGAAGGUCCAGCUGAGACAGGCUGAGGAGAUGGCCCAGAAGGUCCGGCAGGAGUGUGAAGGCCUGAGGGGCGAGCUGGAGGAGCUGCAGCGUCAGUACGAGCAGAGUCAGCGGGAGCAGGAGGCUCUCCAGCUCCAGCUGCAAAGCUGCAAGGUCGAGCUGCAGAAGCUGCUGGGAAAGAAGCCCCAGAAAAACAACUCUGAAAGCUGGAACCUGGCGGUGGCGGCGGUCGCUGUGGCGGCCAUUUUGGUUCUAGUGGUCCCCAGCUUCUGCAGGACCUGAGGACUAACAGGAAGCGACCUCACAGCACACUGUGGGAGCCCGUUGGAUUGCUGUCAUCCCUCAUCCAUGUCGCUGUCCUGAUGUCUGCAUGAGGCAACGCUGCAACCUUGUGACCCGACACCACCGAUGUCCGUCAGUGAGUGCUGGAGGGAGAGCCCUGCGGCCAUCAGAACGACUGUUGUAGCCGUAUAGAAACACUGUGCAGCAGGUCCCACAGCUCUGUGCUUUCACAUUACCACCAUCUACACUGUUUAGUUCACAACUAAAAUCAGACCAAAUACAUGUUGUUCAUUCCUAAGUUUACCGCUUUAAACAUGCAGAACCGUGGUUGUCCUAACAAAAAAAUCAGUUUUAGUAGAUGUGACAAAGGACAUGGAGAGUUUUGUUGUGCCGUAAAACCAAAUGAGUGGCUCUGUUUGCAGGAGGAAAGUUUCCAGCUCUUCUUAACAACCUAAAGCAAUCUGCUGUCAGCUGGUAACGUUACCCAGGAAGUAGAGAGGAUCGGGGGGUUGAGAAGCCCUCCAUGAUAAACAGUAGAGUCAGAGGACGGGACGAGACACAAAUUGGAAGCUGGAGGCUUUUUAAAUGUACAAAUUAAAAUGAAUCAUAUUUUAAUCAAAUAAUAUAUGACACAAGAAGCAAAGUAGGUCAAUUUGAAUAACGAUGACUGACUCAAUACGACCUGAUUCAUGUAGGGAUGGUGUGCAGCAAUUUCUUCCUUGAUUGAGUGGAAACUGCAAUAUCAACCAGAUCCAACUGCAGUUACGCUCACAAUGUCUUCAUGCCAGUCAACCGGCAGCUUUUCACGUCGUACUCCUCUAAAUCCUCUAAAUAUGUGGGGAGAAUUACAUUUUGUAACUGAUAACUUUCUAUAAAACCCAUUUAACUGCACAGAUAUUCUCUAGUUGUAAUUGCUGGGGGGGGGGGGGGGGGGGGGCAUACUACAAAACUCAUACAUCACUUCUGUGCUGAAUUCACUUGCACCCGGAUAUCUGAAGUGUACUCAUUUAAACACCAGUUCAGACAGUAUUUGCGUUUCCAUUCCAGUUUCAUUAAAUGCUUAAAUUAUUGUAACAUGCUUAAAGUCUCGACUCCACCCUUCAUGAGCUACCGAUGCGGUGGACUGAAGCCCAGAUGUUUGUUUUCCCAUCUGAACAUGAUGAUACAUAAGAUAAAAUGACUUUAUUGUCCAUCACAUUCCUGAGAUGGAGAUUCAUCUUUGACAUCUGGCAGCAGUUCAUACACAAAAACGCAUCAUUUAAAGGCAUCGCUAAAACAACAGCGUUACUAAAAAAAACAUAUUUGACACACUUCAAAAACAAAACAAAUGAAUGAAUAAAAUGAAGUGAGAACCACAAUGAUAUAAGCAGUGCUUAACUAGAAUAUUUGUAACUCAGAGGCAACAAAGGAGUUUUUAUUCCUGCUGCUCUUUAGCGGGACGACAGCAGCUGAAAGCAGGAAUUCAAAGGAUGAACAGGAUUCUUUGAUUUUUCCUCAAAGCCUUUUUAUGUAAAUUCAGAAGAUGAAUUUGCUGAAGACAAAUGAAUUUACUGGCCUGUUUAACUUGUUAAUUCAAGUUGUUCUAGUCUUUGACUAAGAGGUUUCCACACUAGGAGACUAUGCAGAAAGACGGGACACUUUCAAUAAGAGCCCUAUCCACCAACUGUAACAGUAUAACUCUUUAACUUCCUUAAAAGAGAGACAUGGUGUCUAGCCUUCCUCUAAACACAAUCAGCAUUUAGCUGAAAGGUCAGUUUUUACCUUUACUUCAUCCAAGGUAAAUCAGUGACCUGCUCCACUUCCUGUCCUCUCAUGACAACAGGCCUAAAGAAUGUCCCAACCUCCCCGCAGACAUCACGCUCUGCUUUUGCUGACAUUAAGAUGCAGAAAGCUGUCAUUGAAGCAGGAGGAAAGCUGUUCAGUCAGGUGGACUGUCAGCAUCUUCCAGGCCAGCUACCAAAAACAUAUCAUCAGCAUAUUAACGAGCGAAAGCUGACCACUGUUAAAACGAAGCUCAUUAGUGUACAAAGAAACAAGAGUGGAAACCAGACACCGCCCUGUGGAACACCUGUGUUCUACAUUCAGAUAGAACAUUAUCGUCUGGUAUUCGCUGGCGUCUCUUUCUCUUCAGUCCACAGCACCAGAUGCUGACAUUUAGGUCACACUGAUGCUUUAAAAGAAUGCAGACUGGACUGUGUUAAAGCAGAGGAAAUGUCUAAAAGCUAUGAACUUUCUCCAGGAAGGCAAGACUGCCAUCCUCCACAGAAUCAGAAUCAAGUUUAAUGCAAAGUAGGUUUGCACUUACAAGGAAUUUGACUUGGUGUUGAUGGUGCAGACAAAAUCCAUAUAUAUACAGAAUCUAGAGCUAUUUCCACGUAGACUGUCCACCCCUCCAUUAUUAACUCUUAACUGUCAUGGGUAAGAGUUCCUUACUAACCAGCUGAGUAUAGAUGUGAGGGCCAUUGGUCUGAAGUCUUUUAGAGCUUUAGCGUGUGAUGUUUAACUGUCUUCCAAAGCCAGUAUUGAGAAACCUCUCAAAUAUCAGCUGAAACCCAGGACCCAGCUGUGUGGCACAUUCCUUCAGAACCUUUCCCCCAGUACCAUCCGGACCAGUGGCUUUAAAAAGCUAAAUUAUCUGCUUAAUGUUCAGAGAUACUAAAUUAGCUUCCAGAGCUGAAAUCAUGCUGGUCAAACCCGCAGUAGUAGUCAUUCAUAUCUUUUGCAAGGCAGAUGAUGUUGGAAUGAUGGGGAAGCUUUUAGUUUUCUCCCCAUCGUUAUGUUCAGCCCCUCCAGGCAUCUCUUACAUUACCCUGACUCAAUUUCUUUUCUACUUUGGUUCUAUAAUUUGCUUUUGCUUUCUUAAUCCUGUCUCCUUCUCUAGGUCGCUCACCCUCAGCGUAUCUCCUCCUUUGAAUGCUGCUCUCUUUUCCUUUUAAAGGUGUUUUAUACUCUUAUGAACCCAGGGGCUGUUUCUGGGAUAGAUUAUGACCUUUGUUGUUUUAACAAUACCAUGAACACAGAAGUUAAUAUAGCUGGUCAGUGAGUUCAGAGAAUGUUUUUCACACUGCCGUUCUCCCUUUUCACCUCCUGCUGAUAUUUUGGUAAAAAUGAAUAAUGUUGUGGUCUGAUUGGCCAAGAGGAGGACAGCACCUGGCCACAUACGCACCUUCAAUAUUACUAAAACGAUUGUCUAGAAUCGUAUCUUUCCGUGUUAAUCAGGUCACAUAUUGAUCCAGAUUAGGAAGGUAACUAAAGCAUCACAGUCCUUAAAAUCGCUGCGCCUCAUGUAGUCUGGACCAGACACCAAGGCCAGGACCACAAUAAUCUGUCCAAACUGCCGAGGAAGGCAAUGAGGGUGAAAUGACCCAGUCAGCAUCUCACAGGGUUUAGUGGAGUCAGUUUCACUGCCGGUAUGUUGGUCGCCCAGAAGUUUGACACAAACAUGCAGAAUUCACCUGCUUCCCCCAGUGUCUCUGUCAAAGUAAAACCCUGCAACUUGUGAAAAUAUCACAAUUGUGCUUCUUUUAUUACAAACUCCUCAUUAACUUGCAUGACUCCACAGUCAGGGAUCUAGGAACAGCAGCGCCCCCUGGUGUGCACUCUGAGCUCUACAACUUCACAUGGUCUCAUGCUGAAGGCUCCUCCCUGUAGCCUGUCAUGUUGGCUCUUUAAAGUCUCUGUCUGGUUCACAAGGCUGGAAAGUUGCUCCAUCUUCUUCCGUACUGAUCGACCAUUGGAUAAGCCGAUCAUCAGGAGCGGAAAAACGGCCUCCACUGGUUCCCCCUCUGGAUCCUCGCUUUUUCCAUGUACAUCCAUCUUCUCGCCAGAUCACUGUGAAAAAUGAAAAACUCUUUAGCAACAACUUUUAGUAAUUGACAAGAAGCUGGCAUCAGCUGGGCUCAUCAAACCCUCCUGAUAUCUCCAUGUGGCGAGACAGCGCCCCCUGUCUGUGGUGUGAUCACAACUUCCACUUCUUCGCAGUCUUUUGUAUACUUGGAACAUAAAUUUAUCGGCCUGCACGUCAUUCAUGCAGUGACAUUAAAGAGUCGUUAAAAAACAACAUUAACCAGACUGACCUGCUUUGCUCCUGAAGUCUUUCCACAGAAAACUGAUCAUUCCAGCUGAUAGUUUCAGUUGUGAGCUUCAAAAGUCAAAGUUUUUGGUGUUUUUUCUCAUUCCUCAGAGGAUGGUGUAGCCUGAAUGCUUCUCCAUGGCACUGACAGCAUCAGAUCUGCAUGUUCUGAAACAGGCUCACCUAAUAAUGCUUCAUUCUAUUCCAGAGCAACCCGUUCCACCUACUGGAAACUUACUGGCAGCUACAAAUUUCUACUGUAUUGUCUUCAAAUUGCAAACCAAGCUAAGCCUACGAAGCAGAAUACAGACCUGCAGCAAGCUGAACCUUUUUCCUCUCUCGGCUCUGUAGAGACAUGAUGUUUAAGUUCUGAACAGGCAUGGAUCGGUCACCAGUUUGACAGCGUCGCACCCCCCCCCCCUCUCCCCCCCCUGCACCUGUGCACCUUUGCUGAGCAUAAAGGGGGGCGAGACCCUUCAGAGGAGGGGAACUUCAGCCCAAUGUAUUAAUAAAAGCAAUUACUUUAACUUCAGUUUUUGUUUAGAAAGAAUUCAGUUAUUACCAUUAUUCAUAUGUUCCAUGUUUUAUAUAUUGUUUAGACACAUUUCUUUUAUUGUUUUUAAAUGCAGACAUUUAAAUAUUAAGACACGUGGAGCUGUCAUAAUAAUACGGUGAUGUUUUUGCCCAAGGAUGUGCGACCGGUCCAUGCCUGGAGCUGAAUGCUCGGUCAGUCACAUCUAAGUACGUUGGUAUAUAUGAGGGAUAUCCUGAUGUCUGAGAAUCACCAAAUUCAUUGAUUCUUUACAAUGUUCUAUGUGUUUAAAAUGAAAUUAACACAAGCUGGAAAUGAUCAACAGCACACCCCAGAUGCCCAAAGAGAAACUGGGGAAUGAGUUAGUAAUUACUGUCCAACCGCACCACUGGUUACUUUAUAAAGAGCAAAGGAUUCCACUAAAUGUAGCAGAUAGUUUGGUUUUUGUUUCCCCUCAUGUUUAAGUCUUAUUGCUUCCUACACUACAGUAAUACUUUGCAUUUACUGGGUAACUUUGAAAAACUGUAGCGAGGAAAACUCCUAUUUUCUUCUUAAACUGAUACAGCUUGAGUUUGCUUGAUGCUUCUUGUAAUGUAUUUUGUCUAAUGACUGAUGUUAAUAACCAGCUCUGAUUUGUAGCAUGAAAAGAAAAUCUGAUUCAGUCAGCUUUAUUUUCUCUAAUUAUAUCUUUAUAAAGUGAGACAAAUACCAGUAUAUGUCUGUCUGUAAUAGUCCAGCCAUCCAAUGUAGCUGUGAAAAAUGUGGAGAUUAUUUGUUUCAAUGAAUAUGUUGUUUAAUGCCAAAGUUACUUUAAACUUCUGCAUAUAUUAGAACAGCUGUGUGUAACAGACUGUUGACAUGAUUCCUUUCAAUAAAACAUUGUUUCAUUUGGGGGGA